Molecule: messenger RNA, 1765 nt
Organism: Marchantia polymorpha subsp. ruderalis
Lineage: Eukaryota; Viridiplantae; Streptophyta; Marchantiopsida; Marchantiales; Marchantiaceae
Source: the annotation of a GenBank genome assembly
UGUUGCCAUGGACCCUUUUCACACGAAGACGAAGGCGUUUAUAUGCUGUCCUCAUCCCCUCGAGUCCUCCAGCAGCAGCAGCAGCACCGAGAACGAGCUUCGGAGUUGAUAAUCAUCAGAGUGGAUUGAAAUCUGAGGGGAAGGACGACAGGAAAAGGGGGCCCGGAGGUGGAGAAUCCUUCAGACCCGGUUGGACUCGAGUCUUGGCUCAUCGGUCGGCGCUUCAGUGCCGUGCUUGGGGGUCGUUGUUUCAUCUGCUGGCAGCUGCAAUUGGGAAGAAUUGCUCGGAUUGGAGCGGAACUGCUUCGGUGGUGAAUCGGUGAAUGAGGCAUGGAGCUGUUGCAGUGUUAGGGAGGUCGAUUGAUCGACUGACCGGUUGGUUUCUUGCGGAGGCGAGACGAGCUGGUGGUCGGUGAUCGCGUCUCUGCGGCAGCGGCUGGGAGGAUUGGCGGAGGCCGAGAGGAUGAGUCUGGCCGUGUCGAAUUCACCCUAUCUCGGACAAGUGUCCGCGGAGAGUAACAUGAUCGGAAUUCGGAGCUCCCUCGUACCCGAUGUGGCUCGCAAGCUGUCUGCACAGGGUUUAGACGGACCGUCUUCUCACACUCCGAUUUCUUUCGUCUUCUCCGACGACAAUGCCAAGCACGCCAUCGGCCACUCCUACUUAGAGAGGAUGGUUGAGAGUAACGGGAAGGAGUUCAAGUCCACCGGCAGCCAAGCGCCGGUCGUCAGCAGCUCUACUCGACCCGUCUCCGCCGGAAUUUGCUCGUUUAUUCGAAGCGAGGACGGAGUGGCGGAAUUCAGAGGGCCCGCCGUCCACGGACUGGUGCGGUUUGCUCAGAUGAGCGAGCUCGAGUCGCAAAUCGAGGCCACCUUCGACGGUUUGACUCCAGGCCUGCACAGCUGGUCUGUGAAUGAGUACGGGGAUGUGCGCGAGGGUGCUGCCAGCACGGGACUCCCCUACUCCCGAGUCUCCACCUCGACCGGACCUUCGGGCAAGCACGAGGAGGAAGUGGAGAUGGCAGGCAUGCUCGGAACUUUGGUGGCCGACAGCACCGGGCACGCCGAGUUCAGCUCCAGAAGCUCUCGAUUGGCAGUUUGGGACAUCAUUGGACGCUCUGUUGUUGUCUACCAGUCCUCUCAUGGAAAGCUUCAGAACACGAAAGAUGCCAUCGCUUGCGCAGUCAUUGCGAGAAGCUCCGUGCCUGGAGCGGGCGGAGCGAAACAACUCUGCAGCUGCGAUGGGACUGUGAUCUGGCAAUCUUCUGUACUUAGUUAGUUAGUUAGUCGCAAUUGCACAUUCUUAGUCUACAUUAGUAAUCUUGUGCAUAUGUAAAGCUUUUAUGAUGAUUACAUCCCAUCGUCGCACAUUUAAUCUUUCUUUUGGCGCCGCCGGUCCUCCGACGCUGUCUGAUCUUCAAUUUUUGCGAUCCCUUGUCGGAUCCAUCGCCACAAACGUUUGCUCGACGGGUCAACAAAGCUGAACACACCCUUUCGACGAUGCAUGCUUUGCUCACAUGACCUGGAACUGUCCGCAGUGAUUGCAGCGGUUGAGAGUCGAUUGGAACUCUUGCCGGAUUCUAGGCAGAGUUGGACUGUCUCAAUCAAGUUACACCAUAUUCUGUUAUCUCAAGAGAGAUACAAGUAGAAGAUUUCAGACCACGUUCCGAUGGACAUGAUCAUAACUUGUCCAUCUCAAGAAAAGACUCAACUGAGUGUAUUCUUCUCAGUAUCACAUCAAGAAAUUCUGUUCAGCUGAGAUCAUUAC